Onthophagus taurus is the source of this 2275-nucleotide messenger RNA. Lineage: Eukaryota; Metazoa; Arthropoda; Insecta; Coleoptera; Scarabaeidae. The record is from RefSeq and is a predicted model, not a curated record.
UCGAACAGGUAAGGCCGGUUAGUUACUUUUAUAUCUUUUAAAACGACGGUUGGUAUUAAAUUGAUAUAAAAUGACAUUUAUAAAACGUUGAUUGAGGUUAUGUUAUUAAUUACUCUAAAAAUAAUAAAAACUUAAAGAAAUCAAGAUAUAAAAUAGAUAUUAACUAUAAGUACACGAAUUAAAGUGGUUAUGUCGACCCGAAAAUCGUUUACAAUUCAAGAAAAAGCUGAAGUUAUCAAAUUGUUAGAAGCUGGGGAAUCAAACGGAUCUGUGGCGAAGAAAUUUAAGUUCACAGGAAAGCAACAUAGAAUUGCGAAAUCUUCAUCAAUUAAAAGAAAAACUCUCCAAGUCGCGUGUACAACGAAGCACCGCCACAUAAGAAUAAGAAUAGUUUGUUGUUCUUGUAGGCCAUCACUAAGUGUUGAGUCAUUAAAGGAAAGCUACCUAAGGAAUCCUCAAACAUCUAUGAUUCAUAAAUACACUCAACAGGUAAAUUGCAGAUAUAUUUAUCCUUCUUUUUAAAGUAAGUUUAUUUUGGAAUGACUUUAAGCUAAUAUUUACCACAAUGCCAGGCCGGAAUUGCGCCGUUUCAACCUGUAAGAACAGUUAUAUGAAAAGUAAGAAGGAAGGAAAAUCAAUAAUUUAUCAUAGUUUUCCAAAAGAUCAAAAAAUGCAAAAAUUGUGGGCUAAAAAAACCGGAUGUACUAAUGAACGGAACUUCAAGAAUUGCCAGAUUUGUUCCGAUCAUUUCUGCGAAGACGAUUACGAGAGGGAUUUGAGAAAUGAAUUAUUAGGAAUCCCUCCACGAAAAGUUUUAAAAAAGACAGCUGUACCAUCACUCAGAUUAGAAAAUACGAAUCAAGCAGAGGUGGAAUACGCAAUUACAAAAAGAAAAAAGCCACAACAUGAAUUUGAUGACCAGAUGUCUUCAUCGACAAUUUCAACGAUAUGGAAAAGUCGCGAUACUGUAAAACAAGUUUUUGAAAAUAGCCCAGCCGCAAAAAGAUUACGUCCUUGCAAUGAAGUCUUAAUAGAUAAAGCUUUAUUAAAAUGGUUAAAAGCUCAAAUGAGUAACGAUAUUGAAGUAACCACAACCGCUUUGCAAGAGAAAGCAAAAGAAUGCGCUUUAGAAGUAGGAGUCACCGAUUUUCAAUGCACCGGUAGUUGGAUUCAACGUUUUCGUAAAAGAUACAAAAAUAUUUGCGGCAAAAAAAGCGAAAUCGUGGAUGUACCACAAGAAUUAAGCGUUAAUUGGUUAUCAACAGUUUGGCCAAGUUUAAGAAAAUCCUACUUAGACGAUGAAAUUUACAACGCGGUUGAGGCAAGUUGUUUUUAUGGAUUUUCUUCAAAUAGAUCCUUUGUAACGAAUGAAAUUAAUCCGCAAAUUCGUCGCGAUUUUUCAAAGGAGCGCUUAACCAUUUUAGUAGCAGCUAAUAUGACGGGGACAGAUAAAUUGAAACCUUUUGUUAUUGGAAAAUGUAAAGAAUGUUUUUUUAACUCUUUACUCGUUGAUUAUGAAUAUCAUCCGAAAGGAUCGAUUAAUUCAAAUAUAUUUGAGAGAAUAAUAAAAAAAUGGGACGAUAAUUUUUAUCAGCAAAAAAAGAAAAUACUUUUACUUCUUGAUAAAUCCUCAAUGCGUUUGAUGUUGGACGAUUUAGAAGCGAUUGAAGUUGUAUUUCUCCCCACAAAUAUAAAAUCACCUUUCAAAACGGGCAAAAAAUCAUCAGAAUCAGUUAUAAUAACCGUAAGAAAUGAUUUUAGAUCAUUAGAAAUCAAAAAAUUUCUCGAAAAUAUAGACAAUUCAGAUACUCCAAAGCAAAUAAAUAUCGUUGAAGCUUGCGAUAUGAUUUCAACGGCUUGGAAUAACAUUUCCCAAAGCUCCAUAUCAAACAGUUUCAUCACCGGCGGUUUUAAUGUUGACGCAAAAUUUCAAGAAUGUUCCAAUGAGCCUUUACCCAUAGAAGUGUGUCUUACUCCUUCGAUAAAAGAAGAAUUUAUGGAGGAAGAUAACGAAAUUAAGAUCAAAGAGGAAAAUGAAAUAAGUAUAACUGAAAAUCAAAUUAUACCAGGGAAUAGUAUCAAAAUUAAAGAUGAGGUUGAUUCGGAAAUUGUUCCACCAACGCUCGAAGAUGCAGCUUUUGCAAUUCAAACUUUAAGAAACUUUUUUACGUUUAAUCAAGGAUCUGAUUAUGACAGAACAACGAGUGCAAUUUCUUAUUUAGAAAAUUUAAUUGAAGAUUCAAAAGUAUUAAAUAAAAUGUAAUUAAUAAGAUUA